Molecule: messenger RNA, 1627 nt
Organism: Anastrepha ludens (Mexican fruit fly)
Lineage: Eukaryota; Metazoa; Arthropoda; Insecta; Diptera; Tephritidae
Gene: Cdk5
Product: cyclin-dependent kinase 5 homolog
Exons: 4
Coding region: 116-997 (293 amino acids)
Biological process (GO): neuron apoptotic process; axonogenesis; synaptic vesicle transport
Cellular component (GO): nucleus; cytoplasm
Molecular function (GO): cyclin-dependent protein serine/threonine kinase activity; ATP binding
Source: RefSeq, a predicted model, not a curated record
ACUCAAGCGAACAUUUACAACACUGGAGUAAAUGUUUUAAGAAAUUUGCAAAUUUUUGAUAAAAUUGCUGGCUAUAAAUUAAGUUAGUUACCGGUUGUUUUGUGUGUUGCUUAAAAUGCAAAAAUAUGAAAAAUUGGAAAAAAUCGGUGAGGGUACCUAUGGUACUGUGUUUAAGGGUCGCAAUCGUGAGACCAUGGAGAUUGUGGCAUUGAAACGUGUCCGUUUGGAUGAAGACGACGAGGGAGUACCCAGCUCAGCCCUUAGGGAAAUUUGUCUUCUAAAGGAGUUGAAGCACAAAAACAUUGUGCGUCUCUAUGAUGUGCUGCAUUCAGACAAGAAGCUGACGCUGGUUUUUGAGCAUUGCGACCAGGAUUUGAAGAAAUACUUUGAUAGUUUAAAUGGAGAAAUCGAUAUGGCAGUUUGUCGCAGCUUUAUGUUACAACUGUUGCGUGGACUUGCGUUCUGUCACAGCCACAAUGUACUCCAUCGUGACUUGAAGCCACAGAAUUUAUUAAUAAAUAAAAACGGGGAGCUAAAACUAGCUGAUUUUGGGCUCGCGCGUGCGUUUGGCAUUCCUGUAAAGUGCUACUCUGCUGAAGUAGUUACGUUGUGGUAUCGACCGCCAGAUGUACUAUUUGGCGCAAAGCUAUAUACAACCAGCAUCGAUAUGUGGUCGGCUGGGUGCAUCUUCGCUGAGCUUGCCGAUGCCGGUCGCCCACUUUUCCCUGGCUCGGAUGUUUUGGAUCAGCUGAUGAAAAUCUUCCGUGUACUUGGUACUCCUUCAGAAGAAUCAUGGCCUGGAGUGACUCAUUUGGCUGACUAUGUGGCGCUUCCAUCCUUUCCGCCUAUUACAUCGUGGAGCCAAAUAGUACCCCGUCUAAAUUCCAAGGGUCGGGACUUACUGCAGAAGCUAUUAGUGUGUCGGCCAAAUCAGCGCAUUAGUGCGGAACAGGCCAUGCAACACCCGUACUUCACUGAAAGUUCAUCCAACCAUUGAAGGAAUAUACAUUUGUAUUGUAUAACUACGUUUUUGUUUUUUACUUGUGUUGCUGUAACUGCUUCUAAUUGGCAAAACAAAAUUCAUUUAGCUCUUACAAGUAUUGAUAAGAAUGAGGGAAUUAAAGAGGCCGCAAACGACCUUCGUCCGAUCGUGCGGUGGGGUCUAUUAAAUUUUAAGGUAAUUUAUAAAAUAAAAAUAUAUAGUUGAUUACAAAAAAGGAAGAAACAUCUCUUCAAUGCAUACAUUGAGAUGUAAAUUAAGCUACUUGUUCGUAUUUAUUUUUAUUCAGUUUAAGAACGUAUUCCAUUUUGUAAACCAAAUAUACGAGGCUGUAAAUGCUUUAGCUAUGUCGAAAGUUCGCAUUCAGGUUUAUUGUUAAAUUUUUUCAAUAUUUAGUAUUAAAUUUCUUUCAAAACCGGUGAGCCAUAAAAUAAUUUUAGAAUUCGAUUAGAAUAGCAUAGUGUUUCAAUUAUUAUUAUUAUUAUUCUUAAAAUAUAAGCGAUAUUGCCAUUAUACCUCCUCUCCUUCAGGGGCAUUUACAUUUUUUGUAAAAAAACACUGAAAUUAUCAGAAAAAAUAUACUGUCCCAAUCAAAUUUAAAUAUAAUAAAAUUCAGACUUGAAAAUA